Messenger RNA from Lachnellula hyalina, 873 nucleotides. It is a transcript of the gene mtnU, whose product is annotated as Hydrolase. NCBI's taxonomy places the organism in Eukaryota, Fungi, Ascomycota, Leotiomycetes, Helotiales, Lachnaceae. The record is from RefSeq and is a predicted model, not a curated record. The coding region runs from base 1 to 873 and encodes 290 amino acids. Gene Ontology annotation, molecular function: hydrolase activity, acting on carbon-nitrogen (but not peptide) bonds, in linear amides. The transcript has 2 exons.
AUGGCAUCCCCCUUGCCCAUCCCUCGAGUAGCACUCAUUCAGAUCCCCAUCCAAACGGAAACAACACCCACGCUCCAACUGCGAAAGGCAACAGAGCUCAUCAUAAGGGCAGCACGAGAGAAUGCAGACCUUGCCGUACUCCCAGAAAUGUUCCUAGGCUGGACCCCAACAACUCCGAAAGCCAAAGAUGAAUAUGCAACGCAAUGCGCAGAAGCAAUUUCUCAUUUCCAAGCCCUAGCAGAGGAACACUCGAUCAACAUAAUUCCCGGAAGCAUUUGUGAAGCCGAGAAAUCGGGCCAUGGCAAAACCUCGUACUACAACACCACUUACUACAUCUCCCGCGCCGGCGCCAUCCUCCUCUCCUACCGUAAGGUUAACCUCUGGGUUGACGAGCGCCUUGCCUUCUCCAAGGGAGACGUCCAUCGCGUCAUCGACACCCCCGAAUUCGGCAAACUCGGCCUGCUGAUCUGCUGGGACCUUGCCUUCCCCGAAGCAUUUCGGAUGCUCAUCAAGCAAGGAGCUCGCAUGAUUGUAAUUCCCACGCAAUGGCGAUCCAGUGAUUGCGGCCCGGCGGGUCUGAAGCAUAAUCCGCUGAGUGAGACGACGUUUAUCGAUUCGGUUAUCUGUGCGAGGGCGUUUGAGAAUAAUGCCUGUGUUGUGUUUUGUAAUGUAGGUGGGCCGGAGACGGAGGGCAAUUUUGGUGGUAGCCAGGUGACGCUACCAUUUAAGGGCGCGAUUGCAAAGCUGGGGCCUGAAGAGGAGAUGAGGGUUGUGGAGAUUGAGUUUGGGGGCAUUUUGGGGGACGCUGAGGAAGUAUGGGGUAUCAGGGGCGAUGUGGCUUCUGAGGGCUGGUAUGAUGCGAAACGUAGCUAG